AUGGCCGAGGACAAGGAGACCGACUCGCCGCAGCCGCUGGCCAAGAUGCCCCGUCUCUCCUGCGCCGACACGAGCGCCGGAGAGGUGACCAUGGCGGCCUCGUCGCCGCUGGUUCUGGGGCUGCGACUGGGGCUCGGCGGGGGCGCGGGCGGCGGCGGGAGCGGCGAGCGAGACGCGGAUGCGUCCCCCGCGACGGCGACGCCCACACCCAAGAGGGCGUCGGCGCUGACAUUCAUGCAGCAGCAGGAGCUGGAGCACCAGGUGCUCAUCUACCGCUACUUCGCCGCGGGCGCGCCGGUGCCGGUGCACCUGGUGCUCCCCAUCUGGAAGAGCGUCGCCGCUUCCUCCUUCGGCCCCCAGCGCUUCCCCUCGCUGAUGGGCCUGGGGAGCCUGUGCUUCGACUACCGCAGCAGCAUGGAGCCGGAGCCCGGGCGGUGCCGGCGUACGGACGGCAAGAAGUGGCGGUGCUCCCGCGACGUGGUGCCGGGCCACAAGUACUGCGAGCGCCACGUCCACCGCGGCCGCGGCCGUUCUAGAAAGCCUGUGGAAGCCGCCGCCGCCGCCACCCCUGCAGCCGCCCCGGCGCCGAGCGCGGCGGCCGCCAGCAGCCUCGGCGGCCCCGUCGUCCACCGGGGCGCCGCGCCCCCGCACCCGCACGGGCUCGGACUCUCCUCCCCCACCAGCGUCCUCCUCGCCCACAGCGCCGCGCGUGCCACGUGA
This is a messenger RNA of Miscanthus lutarioriparius, 720 nucleotides long. The record is from the annotation of a GenBank genome assembly. Lineage: Eukaryota; Viridiplantae; Streptophyta; Magnoliopsida; Poales; Poaceae.